Messenger RNA from Tarenaya hassleriana, 1998 nucleotides. RefSeq lists its product as uncharacterized. The transcript has 5 exons. Bases 342 to 1643 code for a protein of 433 amino acids. The record is from RefSeq and is a predicted model, not a curated record. NCBI's taxonomy places the organism in Eukaryota, Viridiplantae, Streptophyta, Magnoliopsida, Brassicales, Cleomaceae.
CAAAAAAGAAACGGGGACGUGGCACAAUUCCCCGUGCGCAAAAACGCACCACAAAACUGCGUCUCCCUUCCCUUCCCAAUCUUUCUCGCAGAUCGAUUCCCGUCGACGGCCAUCUCUGCCGUGUAUCCACCGGACUUGGCUACCUCCGCCGUAUCUGUCGCCUCGCGCCUCCAUCGUCUCCGAAUCUAUCUUGUCGAUCACCUCGUUUUGAUCCCGCGGAACCCUAGCCUUUGUGGAGUGUAAGAUAGGCUGUUAUGACAGCCUAACUUAACGGCCCGGAGGUUGUAUAAGGCAGAGAGUUCCACAAGCCCUUUAUAAGACAAAUAGUUGUAUGUACCAUUAUGGGGUCAGUUUGCUGUGUAGCUGCGAGGGAUAGUAAUCUUCCCAGUGUACCCGGUGGUGGAUCCCUCUAUCGAAAUUCAGUGUGCUCCCCACCUUGGAGUUUUCGACGGGACAACAGGAGGCGUGUGGCUGAUGAGAUCGAGGGUUCAUCUUCUCACAACUCAUAUGUCGGGAGCAGGGGCAUUAGCAUGGAUAAAGUAUUGCUAGGUUCUGAACGGGGAGCUUUAUCUGAAGGAGAUAGUCCUCCAGGUCAUCUCGGGACUCCUGCCUCACACAAGUUAGCACCUCAUACAGAACUGGACGCAAAUAUUAUCAUUCCGCUGCCGUCAGAGGUAUCUUUGACAAAUCAUGGUCCUACUGAGGUUAAGAGUUUAACUGAUUCACCAGACAUUGUCUCAUCUACUCUACGAAAACCCUCUUUAUCAGCAUCUUUGCUGUCCGCUCCAGUCUGUGAUCUUUCAUUGGCUCACUCACGUUUGCUUCCUCCCAAAACAACUCCAUCCACACGGGCACGACGAUCACCUGGGCAUCAGUUAUUUAGGCAGGUUUCGGAUAGUCAAAUUCUGGGAUUCAAAUCCCCAAAUAAUUACUCAACUUCUGAAGGAAGGUCAUCCUUUGUACUUUCAACCUGCAGCAAUGAUUUUGUGACUGGAUCCCAGUAUGCUUCUUCUGACGGUGGCUGGUCUAUGAACGCCUUUUCUGAGCUCGUGGCAUCUUCACAAAGAGAGAGAUGGUCCUUUGAUAGUGAACACUUGGACUCUGGCCAAAGGAAAUUAAGCGGGUAUAGCAGCAGAUUUUCGUACUCUCCUGUCGAUCAUCAGACCUGUGGGGCUUGCUCAAAGCUACUAACCGAGAGGUCAUAUAUUGCCAACUAUGAACUUCCGAUUGCUGCUGUUCUUGCAUGUGGGCAUGUUUAUCAUGCGGAGUGCUUAGAGACGAUGACAACUGAGACUGAAAAGUACGAUCCGAUCUGCCCUAUUUGCACAAUCGGAGAGGAAAGGGUUGCUAAAAUGUCAAGAAAAGCCCUAAAGAGACAGACAGAAUUGAAGGCAAAGCACUACAAACGGUACAAAAACUUUGAUGCAGAUAGCUAUGAUGGCGAAUGUGAUAAUUUUGUGUACGAGAAGACGAGAAAGCGAGAUGGAAAAGCUCUGAAGAUGGAUCCUAGUUCCAGUAGGAGAGGCUCGUCCAAAUCUUUCUUGAAACGGCAAUUUGGUUCUAUAGGCUCUAAAUUGAGUAAGCCAUUGUAUAAGGACUCUGCAUCAAAGAAGGGCUUCUGGUCUAGGCAUCGCAAAGAGUAGAAUACUUUUUCCAAUCAUCAGGGCUUUGACCCGAGGCUUCAGCCUUGAUUGGGGACGGCUGGUGACAAGAGUGAACCCUACGACGUGGAUUGAUGGUAUAGUGAACCAUAACCGGAACAGCAGUUUUUUUUAAUAUAUUAUGGUGUCUGCUUAGAUUCGGAUUGAAAGGUGGUUUCCGAGGGGGGAGGGAGGGAGCAGGAAUUUUUAGUAAAGGGAAUAUUGGUUUUAGGAAGGUUUGUAAAAGGCAGAGCUUGUCUUAAACGUUUUGUUUUUGCAUGCCCCUCCUUGUUUUCUUUUGUUUGAUUCGCUGUUUUGUAGGGAUGAAUUUACUAAUGAAAGAAACAUGGCUGAAGAA